Messenger RNA from Saccoglossus kowalevskii, 1437 nucleotides. Its product is annotated as coiled-coil domain-containing protein 166-like. The record is from RefSeq and is a predicted model, not a curated record. NCBI's taxonomy places the organism in Eukaryota, Metazoa, Hemichordata, Enteropneusta, Harrimaniidae.
CGGUAUCAAAAAGGUUUGUUUUGCCUUGGCAACGCUAAUUUUCCUGUGUUUUUUUUGUGGACUUGAGCUUUUAUACUGACGACAAUGCCACCAAAGAAAGGAAAGGGGAAAGGGAAGGGAAAAGGCAAAAAAGGAAAGAAAGCUGCAGCAGCUGCAGAAGGUGGAGACGAGGGACCAGUUGAGCCACCAAAGCCCACCGAGAAGGAACUGCUUCUCCGAGCAGAAUUAGAAUCACUGACAGAGGAAUUAGCUGGAUUAAAGAAAAGAGUGGAAGAAUUACGUCAUGAAAAUGAAUGGUUACAACAGGAAGCCCAUCAAACUAGAGUGGAAAGUCAUGAGUACAUGUCUUAUAUGUCAAAGAAAACCCACAAGAGACAAACAACUAUCAUCACAUUAACAGAUCAAAACCAAAAAGAAAUAGAAGACAUUAACAAACAGAAAGAAGAAAUGUUAAAAGAAUAUGAAGAGAAGAAACAAGCCCUUAGAAACAUACUUCUGGAAAAAGAAGCAGAAUUAGCCAAGACAAAAAAGGAACUUGAUGAUUUGGAGGAAUUCAAGCGGCUUCAAGCUGAUCAGGUGCAAAGAAUAAAAGAUCUUGAGAAAGAAGUGAUGAAAAUGCGUGGUAAACACACUGAUACUAUACAAAAACUCAAAACACAGUUCUUGUCCGAGAAGAGGAAUUACCAACAGGAUUCUGAGUCUAAAGUCAACGAACUGGCUAAACAAGCUAACAGGGAAGCUCUGCACUGUCUGAAUGAACACACGUCAAGGAUAAAAGAUGAAAACAGAGAGCUCAGAAGAGAAUUACUGAAACUGAUCCAGACAACUCGAGCACUCCAUGAACAUAAACAAGAACUGGAAGAUCAAAGAAAGCAACUCAUGAGAGAGCAGCAAUAUGGCAAUGACUUAAAAACAUUGAAAAAUAGCCGUCAACAUAAAGUAUUGAAAUCUUUUGGAUUGUUGGGAGAUGAAGAUUCGGAGAGGGGGAGCAGUGCAUGUAGCUAAACAUUAGCUAUUAGCUGUACUGAGGGACACAGCAAGUAAUUAGUGUCUACCCAUAAUAUUCCAAUCUUUCAAAUUAUAUACCACUUUAUAUUACAUUUGCACAAUGCAAAUAGAACACAAGGGGAUUGAGCUUUUACACAUCUUAGCAUGCUCGACUGUCCCUUCAGCCUUUGUAAAAAUGUUAUGUGAUCUUAUGUAAGCUAUGUUUCAAAAUGUUCAUGGUAUGUUUUGAUAUUUAUCUACUUUUGUACAAAAAUUUGCUUGUGGUAUGUCACUGUUCAUUCUACCAUAAAUUUAAAAUUGGUAUUGUAAAUAACUUUAUUGUUAUCAGGCAAUUUUGUCCUAACACUGUAACAGAAAUGUGAAUUAAUUGUAAUGUGCAGUUUAUUUUUACCGUCCAUUUAAUGAUUAAAAAUAAACUUCUGAGACAAU